AUGGAUUAUGAUUUCAAGGCGAAGCUGGCGGCGGAGCGGGAGCGGGUGGAGGAUUUGUUUGAGUACGAAGGGUGCAAAGUGGGACGCGGCACCUACGGGCACGUCUACAAGGCGAGGCGAAAAGAUGGAAAAGAUGAAAAAGAAUAUGCAUUGAAGCAAAUUGAAGGCACAGGAAUAUCUAUGUCGGCUUGUAGAGAGAUUGCACUUUUGCGAGAGUUGAAGCACCCUAACGUGAUCGCCCUGCAGAAGGUGUUCCUUUCUCACAGUGACAGGAAGGUGUGGCUGCUGUUUGAUUAUGCAGAACAUGAUUUAUGGCAUAUUAUUAAGUUUCACCGUGCAUCAAAAGCAAAUAAAAAGCCCAUGCAGUUGCCAAGAUCUAUGGUUAAAUCAUUACUUUACCAGAUUCUUGAUGGGAUCCAUUACCUCCAUGCAAAUUGGGUGCUUCACAGAGAUCUGAAACCAGCAAAUAUCCUAGUAAUGGGAGAAGGUCCUGAGAGGGGGAGAGUCAAAAUAGCUGACAUGGGUUUUGCCAGAUUGUUCAAUUCUCCUCUAAAGCCACUGGCAGAUUUGGAUCCUGUAGUGGUGACUUUCUGGUAUCGGGCUCCAGAACUUUUGCUUGGUGCAAGGCAUUAUACAAAGGCCAUUGAUAUAUGGGCAAUAGGUUGCAUAUUUGCUGAACUGUUGACUUCAGAACCUAUUUUUCACUGUCGUCAGGAAGAUAUAAAAACAAGCAAUCCUUUUCAUCAUGAUCAACUAGACCGAAUAUUUAGUGUCAUGGGAUUUCCUGCAGAUAAAGACUGGGAAGAUAUUAGAAAGAUGCCAGAAUACCCAACACUUCAGAAAGACUUUAGAAGAACAACGUAUGCCAACAGUAGCCUCAUAAAGUACAUGGAGAAACACAAGGUCAAGCCUGACAGCAAAGUAUUCCUUUUGCUUCAGAAACUCCUUACGAUGGAUCCAACCAAGAGAAUUACCUCUGAGCAGGCUCUGCAGGAUCCCUAUUUUCAGGAGGACCCCUUGCCGACAUUAGAUGUGUUUGCUGGCUGCCAGAUUCCAUACCCCAAACGAGAAUUCCUUAAUGAAGAUGAACCUGAAGAGAAAGGUGACAAGCAGAACAGCACCCAGGCCAACGGGACUGCCGGCGGCGCGGGCGCCGGGCCGCAGCACAGCCAGGACUCCGGCCUCAGCCAGGCGCCUCCCAAGAAACCGCGGCUGGGGCCUUCAGGCGCCAACUCGGGCGGGCCUGCCAUGCCCUCGGACUAUCAGCACUCCAGCUCGCGCCUGAAUUACCAAAGCAGCGUCCAGGGAUCCUCUCAGUCCCAGAGCACACUAGGCUACUCCUCCUCGUCUCAGCAGAGCGCACAGUACCACCCGUCUCACCAGGCCCACCGCUACUGA
Molecule: messenger RNA, 1398 nt
Organism: Rangifer tarandus platyrhynchus (Svalbard reindeer)
Lineage: Eukaryota; Metazoa; Chordata; Mammalia; Artiodactyla; Cervidae
Source: the annotation of a GenBank genome assembly